AUGCCCCCUGCUAAUCGCGAAGAAGGCGUGGACGGGUGGACGUCGGCGCGGGUCGAGGUGCUGACGGCCCGCCCGAUGCACAGCUUCCGCUGCCUUCAAAAAGGACAUACGGCCUCGCAGUGCAGCGAGACGACAAGCCGUGACUUGGGAAGGCCGGACAAGCACCGACUGGGGGCGGCGGAGUGCGCGCCCCCACCGAGAAGAAGGAGAACUGCGAAACCUGUAAAAGAAAAAGGGGCAGCAGAACCUGUAAGAAGAAGAGAGAAGUCAGCUGAACCUGAAAAAGAAAAGGGGGCAGAACCUGAAAUAGAAAAGGGGGCGCGGCAACCUGAAAAUGAAAGGGGGAGGGUGCAAGAAGACGUUGGGGAAGCUGAAGCUAGUCAGCAGGCCAUUCAGGCAGACGGAUGCGCCAUGGAGGUGGCCGACGAGGGGGCAAGACAGCAGGAGAGGCAGAUGGAGCCUCCACGCGUGAGGAAGCCAUCGAGAGAAGAGGAGGACACCCGGACCAGAGAGCCAGAGAAGGUCGUAGCUCAGGCGCCAGGACUAGAGGGAGUGGUAGCUCAGCUAAUAAGGAAGGUAGAGGAGCUAUCAGCUGAGCUCAGAGGAGUCACGAGGAGGAGACAGGCCAGCAACAGCGCCCAGCGCAGGGCCCAGCCCAAGCCGCCACCGCGGCCAACACCGGCUCCGAGGAGGGCCAUCACCGAAACGGAGGCGGCCAGAAGAACAGCCCGGAGCGUUGCUCCAGUAGCCGUCCCCUUGAUGGCUGCUACCAACCAGGGCAGGAAGGGCGAGACAUGGGCCGCGGUCCUCGGCAGGAAGGCCAGGCAACAGGCAAGGAGGGAGGUGCAGGCCGCGGCAGGAGCGUCGUCGGCAGCAAAAAAGCCGGCAAACCGGCCUCAGGCAAGGCCAGGGGCAACGGGUAACAAACCGGCCCAACCAGUAGCCAGGAAGCGGGUCAGAGUACCGCGCCCGCCGAGGACGGCAGCGGUAACGCUCACGGUAGCACCUGGGGGACAAACAACAUACUCCCAGGUGCUAAAAAAGGCCAGGGAGUCGGUAGCCCCCAAGGAGCUCGCCGAUAUGGGCAUCGACGAGCUCAAGAUAAGGAAGGCGGCCACAAGAGGGCUGGUGCUGGGAAUUCCCGGCGAAGAGGGGAAAGUCAAGGCUGUUCACCUGGCAGGAAGGCUAAGAGAGGUGUUCGGCGAGUCCGAAGUUAAGGUGGCAAACCCGACAAAGACUUGA
Megachile rotundata (alfalfa leafcutting bee) is the source of this 1242-nucleotide messenger RNA. Its product is annotated as serine/arginine repetitive matrix protein 1-like. Lineage: Eukaryota; Metazoa; Arthropoda; Insecta; Hymenoptera; Megachilidae. The record is from RefSeq and is a predicted model, not a curated record.